AUGAGCGUGGACGAAUUCAGGGAAAAGUAUGAGAGUUUGAAUAUCCCGGUCGUGAUUCGGGGUGCCGCCAAAAAUUGGCCUGCGAUGAAGAAGUGGACGCGACAAGCGCUGGUGCGGAAGUUCGGUGCGAUCGAUUUUACGGUGGGCGGGUAUGAGAUGGCGCUGAAGGAUUUCUUUGCCUGCUCGGAUGGAUGCUCGGACGACACUCCGCUUUACUUGUUCGACCCUUUGUUUGGAGAAAAGGCUCCCGAGCUCGCGAACGACUACACCGUGCCAGAGUAUUUCGCUCGAGACGAUUUAUUCAAGCUCUUGAGCGACGACCGGCCGCAUUAUCGUUGGCUCAUCGUCGGACCGUCCAAGAGCGGCUCCAUCUUUCACAAGGAUCCCAACGCGACUUCGGCGUGGAACGCUUGCAUCACCGGUCGCAAGCGUUGGAUAAUGUUUAAGCCCAAUCAAAAUCCACCAGGCGUGUACCCUUCCGCGGACGGCGCCGAAGUCGCUCAGCCACACAGCCUCGUCGAAUGGUUCACGUCGUUUUACGAGUUCGCGAACAAGGAGGGCGCGCUCGAGUGCGUGUGCGAACCCGGCGACGUGUUGUUCGUCCCGAGCGGAUGGUGGCACAUGGCGCUCAAUCUCACCGAGUGCAUCGCCAUCACUCAAAACUACGUCAGCGUCGCAAAUCUCCCCAAAGUUUUGGAUUUUCUCGACACAAAGUGCGAAAACUUAGUCUCCGGCUUGGACAAAAAUCGCCGCGGCGGCUUAUCCGACCGCUUCGUCGCCGCCCUUCGCGCGUCCGGCGACGACGCUUUGCUCGCCAUCGUCGACGCGCACGCGCGCAAGAAGACAAGCGCGACGCAGAAGGCCAAAUCCAUCAUCGGCGACGCCUUCGCCACCGCGUCUGCGAGCUCGUUCAGCUUCUCCUUUUAG
Messenger RNA from Ostreococcus lucimarinus CCE9901, 927 nucleotides. RefSeq lists its product with no specific name. The coding region runs from base 1 to 927 and encodes 308 amino acids. The transcript has a single exon. Lineage: Eukaryota; Viridiplantae; Chlorophyta; Mamiellophyceae; Mamiellales; Bathycoccaceae. Gene Ontology annotation, cellular component: nucleus. Gene Ontology annotation, molecular function: cis-regulatory region sequence-specific DNA binding. The record is from RefSeq and is a predicted model, not a curated record.